Molecule: messenger RNA, 811 nt
Organism: Guyanagaster necrorhizus
Lineage: Eukaryota; Fungi; Basidiomycota; Agaricomycetes; Agaricales; Physalacriaceae
Exons: 5
Coding region: 7-585 (192 amino acids)
Biological process (GO): superoxide metabolic process
Molecular function (GO): copper ion binding
Source: RefSeq, a predicted model, not a curated record
CUAACCAUGGAUCCGUACCAUCAACAAAAGACAUCAACAAAAAGCCUCUUUAUUGGGGGCGCCCUCGCUGCGACAAUUGUAUUUCUCUUGUGGAAUGGCUUCACUUCAUCAGCCCCCGCGGCAGUAACGAAGGCCACCGUCUUCGUUAGUGGGGACUCCAAAGUUACCGGAAAGGUUACGUUUGAGCAAGCCUCGCCGGAUGCGCCAAUGGUGGUGACCGGGUCACUGGAGGGCCUCGACCCGUCAGCGUCGCGUGGGUUCCAUAUUCACCAAUUCGGAGACCUGAGCGAAGGAUGCAUCUCUGCCGGGCCUCAUUUUAAUCCUUUUGGGAAAAAUCAUGGCGCACCUACUGAUGCGGACAGGCACGUUGGUGAUCUGGGCAACAUCAAGUCUGACGAAGUCGGAGCAGCAGUAUUUUCAUUCAGCGACAGUCUCAUUUCUCUUAAUGGUCCUCUGAGCAUCAUUGGGCGUGCCGUUGUUGUACACGCGGGCACUGAUGACCUAGGCAAAGGAGGUAACGAAGAGUCUCUUAAAACUGGCAAUGCAGGCGGUCGUGCUGCUUGCGGUGUCAUUGGUCUCUUGUAAAUAAUUGAACUAUAUGCACAAGGUGUAUUUCAGAUAUUGAACCAUGUUUCUUUUGCUUCAGAUAACAAUGGACUAGACUUACUCCCACGACUUAUGACUGGCUGAUAACGAGCGAUGGCCAUUCCUUCUAGAAUUUGUUAUACCUUUUCGUACGACAUUCGUUCCAUAUCAUGAGACCUCAGAUGUCGGCAUUCGUUGUUAAGCUGACUCAGAUAUAUUUGGAGCG